AGGGCGCGAUUGCAAAAGACAACAACAUGAAUGAAAUUGCUGCUAAAUCGGCGAGUACAAAUCUGUUUGUUGACGUUAUGGACAUGAUCGUAUCUAGGCCUUAAAAUUCUUGUCCGGCGAAUAUUUAUCAGUAUUUAGAAGAAUCUCGGAAGACAAGAAAUUUAGGUGGCAGAGUAGAGGACAAUGGACAAAGAAAAUCAGGACAAGAACGGAACAGAUACACAAUCCAAGAAACCUGGAACAAGAGUUUUCAAGAAAAGUAGUCCUAAUGGCAAGAUAACGACAUAUCUGGGUAAAAGAGACUUCGUUGACCACUUAACACACAUUGAUCCUGUCGAUGGUGUGGUGCUUGUGGAUCAUGAAUAUUUAAAAGACCGCAAAGUGUUUGCCCAUGUGUUGGCUGCGUUUCGAUAUGGAAGGGAAGACCUUGAUGUUCUCGGUCUCACAUUCCGCAAAGAUUUAUUCUUAGCCUCCAUGCAGGUGUACCCCCCGAUUCCAGAUGAACAAAAACCAUUGACACGUCUACAAGAACGAUUGAUCAAGAAGCUAGGCUCCAAUGCUUACCCAUUUUGUUUCCAGUUACCACAGAAUUCCCCGUCAUCUGUUACAUUGCAACCUGCCCCAGGGGAUACUGGUAAACCAUGUGGGGUUGACUAUGAACUGAAAACAUAUGUUGCAGAAACAAUAGAUGAUAAGCCACACAAGAGGAAUUCUGUAAAUUUGGCAAUUCGCAAGGUAACAUAUGCUCCGGACAAGACUGGGCCACAGCCAACGGCUGAAGAUAGCAAAGAGUUUAUGAUGAGUCCAGCACCCCUGCACCUGGAAUGUUCCCUGGAUAAAGAGAUGUAUUACCAUGGAGAAAGCAUUGCAGUUAAUGUUCAAAUAACCAACAAUUCCAAUAAGACAGUGAAGAAGAUACGAAUCGCUGUACGUCAGUUUGCUGAUAUUUGCCUUUUCUCAACGGCACAAUAUAAAUGUCCUGUCGCUGUAUUUGAGACGGAAUCUGCAACAGAUGGUUUACCCAUCAAACCUAGCCAAACACUUUCCAAGGUAUUCUACAUUACACCGCUGCUGGAUGACAACCGAGAUAAGCGAGGUCUAGCAUUGGACGGCAAGCUCAAACAUGAAGAUACGAACCUGGCAUCCUCAACCAUUUUGCGAGAAGAAAGUCAUAAAGAAAAUCUUGGAAUAAUUGUACAGUACAAGGUUAAGGUGAAACUAGUAGUGGCCUAUGGAGGGGAUUUGGCAGUAGAGCUGCCUUUCACCCUAAGUCACCCGAAGCCACCGGAGGAAACAGAAAUUCCAGCAGCAGCCACUAAUGAUGAGACAGCGACUCAAGAUACCAAGGACCAAGAUACAGAACCUGUUGAUACCAAUCUCAUCCAAUUUGACUCAAGUCAUGAUCCUAAUAACAGAGCAAACAAAUAUUGUGUUGGAAAGACGACGUCAUAUAACAUGGCCGCCAGCAGGCAUGAUCCUAAUAAGCGAGCCAACAAAUAUUGCGUGGGAAAGGUGAUGACAUGUAACUCGGCAGCCAGCAGUGUUGAACCAACUCGCCAGGAUGAAGAUGAUGAUUUGAUAUUUGAGGAUUUUGCUCGUCUUCGUUUGAAGGGAGUCGAAGGAGAAGGUACAGAGGCCUAACUUACUACUUGGACGAUGAAAUCAUGAUGCAUGCGGCAUAUCACUGUUAAUGCAACAACCAGCUGUCCUCUGCCAAUUUCAUCUAAAUUUUAAGGAUUUUAUCUUGAAAACUCAAUGUUUCAGUCAUAUUAUGUGAAUUUGAUGAAUAUGUUUAGAUGAGUUAUAUGCACGGAGGGUCCACAGGUGCUGCAAGUAACACACUUCUAUUUUUAUACCUAAAUGGUAAAGGUUAUAUGUUACAGACGACAUAAAGAAAUGAUGAGAUAUGUUUGAAUUAGUAUUGUUUCAAUGUAAAAAAAAUGAUUAAAAAUUCAAAAAAACAUAAAUUAAAUAAAAUAUUUGAAUCGUACUACAUGUUCAUACUCAUAUUAUAACUAAGAUUUCAAAUAUACUUUUUGCAGAUACAAUUUUAAUUUGCUUUUUUUUAUUAUUGUCAUAGUAACAUAUCGCAUUUGAUUUAUCAAAUAUUUUUUAAGCCAGCUUAAUGGUAUAUCAUGAGUAUGAAUUACAAUUUUUUUUUUUUUUUUUUUAAAUAAUAACACACAAGAAUUUGAUUUAACAAUUUUAAUUCAUCUCUAAAUCAUCUGUAGAGUUUAUACUUUCUUAAUAAUUAUUAGGGAUAUGUAUCUUUCAUUUACUAAUGGUGCAGUCAAUGAAUUACCGUAUGUAAAUUAAGUUGAAUUAGAGUCUUAAUUCAGAUAGAUAAUGAAAUUGCGAGCUCUGGAUAUUAAAGUGGUAAGAAAUUAAUGAGGUUUAAUAGUGAAUCAACCUAUGUGUGAUCACUUGCUGAUUGCUAUGGUACUUGUAUAGAGAGAAUUGUGCAUAUUUGAAUUGGAAUUUUCUUUAGAAUGUUGCCAUCAUUUAAAGUCAUUACAAGUUUGAGUUUUACUGCAUCUGUAACAAUUAUUGAUUAUUAAUAAUAAUCAUGUUAUUUAUUUAACAAAUUUAAUCUAUUUUUUUUGUCUGUUUAUAUAAGCAAUCUUGUAACAUGUAGUAUUAAUACUGUAAUAUUAUUAAUUAUUAAUGAUGAUAAUGAACAUAUGUUGUUUGUCAGUAUCCACCAGAAAGAUGCUCAUGCUACAGCCUCGCAACAGAUAACUGUUUCAAGACAUAGUUAUUACGAUAUAGUAAAGCGACUUGCUUCUCUGUUUUGAAUGUUUUAGUGGUGCUAAUUACCAUUCUCGUACAUUAUAGUAUAUAUAAUGAGUUAGAUAUAAUGUGUGUUUGUACACAUGUCUUGUUAUACAAGGGGAUGAUUUAUCUCCAAGCAAUAGUGUAUCCUAAUUCCAAGCACAUAUCCCCAAGAAAAGCUGGUAUUUUUUAACGAGAAGAUUUUAAAAUUUUAACUUUUUAUCAUAAAAAAAAAGAGAAAGGUUUUUGGAUGCAUUUAUAAAGAUCUUGUGGGAAGCUGGACAGAGUACAGGGUAAUAAAACUGGUGUGGCAAUUUAAAUCCAUGAAUAAUUUUGCUGCAUUAAGGCAGCAGCUGUCCUACGAAAAUGAGCCACCCUUCUCAGUACCUGUAUGUCGUAGAGGAAAAAAUAUAUAACUUUAUUUUCUACAUCAUAUGUAUAUUGCUGUUAAAUCAAUGUAGGCCUACUUUUGCCGAAAUUGACCCCAAUUCUCUUUGGGGAUCAGCGGGGUGAUGGUUAAUGAGAAGAGCCUAUAAUGUAGUAGAUCAACUCAGUAUUAUAGUAGAUAUACUAAAUGGGCGUUAGAAGUUUUAUGUUAGAUCUACACAGCGUAUUUCUUAUUCUUUAUUAAUGUUGACCUUCUGAUGGGAUUUUUUGGUGUACAGUAAAUUACCUGU
Messenger RNA from Anneissia japonica, 3449 nucleotides. RefSeq names its product beta-arrestin-1-like. Gene Ontology annotation, molecular function: G protein-coupled receptor binding. Bases 184 to 1641 code for a protein of 485 amino acids. The transcript has 15 exons. Gene Ontology annotation, biological process: signal transduction; G protein-coupled receptor internalization. The record is from RefSeq and is a predicted model, not a curated record. Gene Ontology annotation, cellular component: cytoplasm. NCBI's taxonomy places the organism in Eukaryota, Metazoa, Echinodermata, Crinoidea, Comatulida, Comatulidae.